GCAGCCUGGGGAGCGGAGCGUGGUUCAGUCUAUAGUAUCUGGACCGGACCGAGGCGGGCAGGAAGCACACUCGCAAGGCGGAGGAGAUGGAGGACAAAGAGAAAAAGAAGAAGGAUAAAAACUCAUCCAAGAGCGACAGAGUCACUCUGAAAAAAGAAAUUGGACUUUUGAGCGCUUGCGCUAUUAUCAUCGGUAACAUCAUUGGCUCUGGGAUAUUCAUCUCACCUAAAGGAGUGUUGGAGCAUGCAGGCUCAGUGGGGCUGUCACUCAUCGUCUGGGUAUGUGGAGGGGGGAUCUGUGCCCUCGGGUCCAUGUGCUAUGCUGAACUGGGUGUCACCAUCCCAAAGUCUGGAGGAGACUAUUCAUACGUGACGGAAAUCUUUGGAGGGCUAGUUGGCUUCCUGUUGUUAUGGAGUGCCGUCCUCAUCAUGUAUCCAACCACGCUGGCUGUCAUUGCUCUCACCUUCUCCAAUUACGUCUUGCAGCCAGCCUUCCAGAACUGCCUGCCUCCUUACAUCGCCACCAGACUCCUCGCCACCAUCUGUAUCUUGUUCCUGACCUGGGUGAACUGCUCCAGUGUGCGCUGGGCAACAAGGAUCCAGGAUGUUUUCACUGUAGGAAAACUCCUCGCUUUGGUACUCAUCAUAGUGGUCGGACUCAUCCAAAUCUUUAGAGGUCACUAUGACGCCCUGCGGCCCAGUGUGGCCUUUGAAUUCAGCCAGGACCCCUCAGUGGGACAGAUAGCGCUGGCCUUCCUUCAAGCCUCCUUUGCCUACAGCGGCUGGAAUUUCCUCAACUAUGUCACAGAGGAGGUCGUGGAGCCCCGAAAGAACCUGCCCCGUGCCAUCUAUAUUUCCAUCCCACUGGUGACCCUUGUCUACACUAUGACCAACAUUGCUUACUUCUCCUCCAUGACCCCUGAGGAGUUGCUGGCCUCCAAUGCUGUGGCAGUGACAUUUGGGGAAAAGCUGCUGGGGAUGUUUUCCUGGGUCAUGCCGAUCUCUGUAGCACUGUCCACCUUUGGAGGAAUCAACGGAUAUCUGUUCACCUCCUCCAGGCUGUGUUUCUCAGGAGCCAGAGAGGGUCACCUGCCGUAUCUGCUGGCAAUGAUCCACCUUAAGAACUGCACUCCAAUCCCCGCCCUGCUGGUUUGCUGCAUUGCCACUAUAGUCAUCCUGUGCAUUGGAGAGACACACAACCUGAUCAACUAUGUGUCCUUUAUCAACUAUCUGUCCUAUGGUGUAACCAUUGCUGGCCUCCUCUACCUCCGCAAGAAGAGACCCCACCUGGCCAGACCCAUCAAGGUAAGCUUGUUGAUCCCCAUCACCUACUUGAUAUUCUGGGCUGUGCUGCUGUGCUUCAGUCUGUACUCUGAACCAGUGGUUUGUGGUCUGGGAAUGGUCAUCAUGCUGACUGGAGUCCCUGUAUACUUUGUGGGUGUUCACUGGAAGGACAAACCCAAAUGGGUCUACAGGGUAGUCGAAAGAGUCACAUACAUGGGCCAGAAAGUGUGUUAUGUGGUGUUUCCUCAGGAAGACCCUUCAGAGACUGAACCCCUCACUGCCUCCAAAGCCAUUGACUGAGCAGUGCAGUCAAACCAGGAAUUCCUUUUUUACAUCAGCACCUGUACUUCCAGUUUUUGCAUUACAGUUUUUUACAUUGGUCAGUUUGUGGAUGGUGAAGAGAUGGUUUCGUCCAUGCUCUUGCACAGGUGCUGCCUGAGUGGGGCUGCGAUGAAGCUCCACAGUUAAAGAUGCAGAUGGUUACACUUAGGGCAUUAGCAUGUUAAACCCUAAAGCUGUUUUUAUUUGUUGGGUGGUACUGUUCCUCCGUUCUCCUCACCAGUAUACCAAGUUUCUUCUUUCAUACCAAUCUUUAUCUCAUCUUCUCUCCUCUACUCACUCAAACAACCUCCAUCUGUCAUCUUCUGCUUCACUUCCAAGAUAUUCUUCUUUUAUGACUUAAACUAAAUCCUUGAGCUAAUGUGCCUUAUGAAAUCUAUGUGUUGGUAUAGUGUGUUGGUUUGUGCGGGUAUUUUGAUUGUGUGAUAACUUUUUUGAGGUAAAUAUGCAAGCAGUUUCUGCAUCCUAGCAAUACUUCUCUAUUACAGCUGCUACCCUCAGCUCCAUUUUCACUAAUUAUUCACAUGAUGUUUACUGUUUAUCAACUGGGAAUGAGUAUUUCUCUGUCUCUAUCUGCCAAGCUACAGUAUCCGGCCAUUCUUUUAACUUUACACCCCCGUUCUGUUUUUAUAAUAUCACUACUUUCUCCUGAGAGAUACUCUUGGUGCCUUCAUGUUAUUACUGGAGAGAUUAUCAACACAGCACUCAUCGUUCCCAGCAAUAUUUACAGCACAGGAGAAACAGGAGGAUGAUGGGAAGUUUGUGGCUGUCAGCUGGACAAAUGGCCUCCUUGCUCAGAAAUGAAUAAGCUGCAUCAUUACAACACGUCGACAGGCUGUUUUACUUUUGAAAUGUCCAUAUCUUUGGGAAUGCCACUGUGAACUCUUUCAAGGUGCUUGACCUGCCAAGACAGUUAUUAGAUUUCAGAUUUCUCACCUGAUGUUAUGAUACAGUGCUUACCAUUAACAUGUUGGAUAACAUAACCAGAACCCAUGUUGAUGAAUAGAUGUUUACUUGUGCAUGAGCCUGCUCCCACUUCCACAAAGACACAUCAUCACAACAAUUACCACAGGCCCACUGACUUUCUAAAGAUCGACUGACUUAUUAUGGUACUGUUGACAUUCUAUAGUUGAAUUGACCUAUGACCUUAUGGACUUCCUGUGGUUCUGUUUACUCAAAAUACUUAUCUUGGUCACAAUGACAUACUAAGUUGCCCCCAAAUUCUAAUGGUCACAGCGAUGUCUGUACUGGAGUUGUGAUACCACCCGUGCUUCAGGUGGUAUUGGUGUUUACAUGUAUUUAAAUAAUCUGUUAUAGCACUUGUGUAUGAGCUGUUUAUGUUGUACAUACAACAGGAACAUAUGAGAGUUUGGGCCAGAGGCCUUUUUAACAUGAUGUAAACCAGCAGGUUGGAACUUGAACUGAACAUUCGGUCCUUUUCCAGGCCAGCCGAUUUCCCCCUGCUUCAAAUCCACUAGGAGACACACUUCAGACAACGUCUGCCGGCCACGUCCAGGCGCUGUUAGCUCAGUUGAGAUCUGUAAAUACUCUGUAAAGAAAAACAAACUGUUACAAGCGCCAGGGACUCUACAAAGAUCACAUUCCUCAGACAUGUUGUGAUACAUUUGCAUACUGUACAAUUGAUGGGUGCACCUAUAUGUUUUGUAAAAGAGUGUGAAGUUGUACAAGAAUAACAAUGUAAUUACUUAUUAAAUAUAGCAACUUCUAAAAUGCA
Epinephelus lanceolatus (giant grouper) is the source of this 3357-nucleotide messenger RNA. RefSeq names its product solute carrier family 7 member 10a (gene slc7a10a). Gene Ontology annotation, cellular component: membrane. NCBI's taxonomy places the organism in Eukaryota, Metazoa, Chordata, Actinopteri, Perciformes, Serranidae. The record is from RefSeq and is a predicted model, not a curated record. Gene Ontology annotation, molecular function: L-amino acid transmembrane transporter activity; neutral L-amino acid transmembrane transporter activity. Gene Ontology annotation, biological process: D-alanine transmembrane transport; D-serine transmembrane transport.